This is a messenger RNA of Anolis carolinensis (green anole), 3103 nucleotides long. Its product is annotated as cytosolic phospholipase A2 gamma. Gene Ontology annotation, cellular component: cytosol; nuclear envelope; nucleoplasm. The transcript has 14 exons. The record is from RefSeq and is a predicted model, not a curated record. The coding region runs from base 231 to 1916 and encodes 561 amino acids. Gene Ontology annotation, biological process: glycerophospholipid catabolic process. Gene Ontology annotation, molecular function: calcium-dependent phospholipid binding; calcium ion binding. NCBI's taxonomy places the organism in Eukaryota, Metazoa, Chordata, Lepidosauria, Squamata, Anolidae.
UUGGCAAAUAGCCCUUAACUUUCUAUUUGGACAUUCUAUGGUGUCUUGUGCCAGGGACACAGCAACAACACGCCCCAUUUUUCUCGGCAAACCUUUGCUGCCCUGCUGUGAAGAAAACAGGAAAACUGAAAUAAUACUGUGUCAGAGAAACUGAAAAGCCUCUCCUGCUAGUUCCUUUCUCUGAGUAUUGUUGCACAGUUGAUUUUAAAGAAGAAAAAAAGGAGGAGAAAAUGGAGAACAAAGUGACUGAGAAGGGAAAAGCCAAGGUCCGAAUUUCUAAAUGUCUCUCAGAGGGUGAAAAAGUAUCUAUUGCAUCAAGAAAAGAAGUGGUGAAGAGGGCACUUGACAAACUUGGGAUUCCCUGUGAUCCGGACAAAGUGCCCAACAUUGUUGUUCUGGGAUCAGGUGGAGCUCUGAGGGCUGCCAUUGCUCUUUAUGGCACGUUAUCAGAGCUAAAGAAAUGUGACCUCUUGGACUGUGUUAUGUACUUGUGUGCGGUGUCAGGUUCUACUUGGUGUCUUUCAAGCCUCAGCAAAGAUAAAGACUGGACAGAAAAAAUAGAAAUUUUGGAAAAACGUGAUUGCAAAAACCUUGCCCAAGGCACAUGGAAAUUUGAGAAGGCAUCUCAAGCUUUGCUGGAGAGUAUAGAAAAUGAAUGUUAUUCUUUGACUGAAAUCUGGUCCUAUUUUCUUGUGCAUAAAAUGCUGAAGCAGUUGGAUGAGACUGGAUUGCCUGCCCAUGCAGCAUCUUGUGAAAAUGGAAAAAAUCCAUAUCCUAUAUUUCCAGCUGUAGACAAGGAGACGUACCUAACACACAAUGAAGCUACUUGGUAUGAAUUUACCCCACAUGAAGUUGGAAUUCCUGGUCUAGGAGCAUAUGUAGACACAAAAUACUUUGGGAGCUUCUUUGAAAAUGGGGAACUGAUCAAAGAGAAGAAGGAGAGAAAUAUCUGCUAUCUCCAAGGUUUAUGGGGAAGUGCUUGUGCAAGCAACGAAGCACUUUUGAAUUUUAUAACAGGUGCUUUGGGGGAUUUUCUGAAGCAAAACCGCUCUGAAGCUUCUUCUUCAGUAAACAUUGAUGAAGAUGAUCAGAAACUCAAUAAACUAUUCAAGGGUUAUCAGUCUAUUCUGGAACUUAAGCUGUCUAAGGGCACUGAAGCAAACAAACAGUUUGACCUUUUAGAGACUAUCCUGGGCGGUUUCAGCAAAAGUUGUGAGUUGCUCAAAAGCAUUCGUCAGACCUGGAUUUCUGCAGCUUCAGAAAGAAAAAAAGAACAAUGCAUAAAUCUGAGUCAAGCUAUGGAUGAAGAUUAUGGGGGAUUUGCAAAGGAUUCCAAUAAAGUUUUAUAUAACGUAAUGAGAAAGACAUUUUUGUGCCUUUUAAAUUGGACAUGGGGAACCACAUACAACUUCUUGUAUCACUGCUCCGAUGUUGAAUUUUCAGAGCUGUCAAGUAAGCAGGUCCUUGAGCUGAUUGAUGCUGGUUUGACCAUAAACACUGCUUAUCCGUCCGCUCUGAGGCCUGAGCGAGAAGUGAAGCUGAUAAUUUCCUUUGAUUACAGUGCUCAAGAUCCUUUUAUGACCAUUAAAUUAGCUUCUGAGUUUUGUAAAGCACAUGGAAUCCCAUUUCCUGAGAUAAAUGAGAGGGAACUGGAAGACACAGAUAAUCCGUCAGAUUGCUACAUCUUCAGAGGGGAACAGGCUCCAACCGUCAUACAUUGCCCACUAUUCAACAACGUGAACUGUCCAGGCAAAAUUGCUGAAUAUAGAGAGGAGUUUUCAACUUUCAAUUUGAGCUACUCAAGUGAGGAGAUUGAAAAGUUGCUCACUGCAGCAAAGAAGAAUGUAGCAAAUGUUCGGGAAAAGAUUCUGGAGGAGAUCAAGCAUAUCAUAGAUACAUCUUCACAGAAGGCUUAAGCAAACAUCUCUGCUCUAAUGCAAAAUGUAUAUCAAAGUUAUUUGAUGUUAACACUCCUAUAUCAUCAUUAUGUAUCUAAUUUAUAACCAUUAGGUUUUAAAGGUUUUGUCCUGGAACAAAAACUAUUAUUUCAUACUAAAUCACAAUGGUAUAUAUCUAUAUUUGCAUUGCCAUUCCUCUAUUAGUAUGCCAACAAAGAGGAAAUUAAUAGACCAAUUAAUUAACAGAUUAAGUUUAAAGUUAGGCCGUUUAUAUAUUGUUUGAUGUGAUUUGUUUUGAUGUAUUGUCGAAGGCUUUCAUGGCCAGAAUUACUGGAUUGCUGUGAGAUUUCUGGGCUGUAUGGUCAUGUUCCAGGGGCAUUCUCGCCUGACUUUUUACCCACAACUAUGGCAGGCAUAUCUGUGGAAUGUCCAGGGUGGGAGAAAGAACUCUUGUCUGUUUGAGGUCAGUGUGAAUGUUGCAAUUAAUCACCUUGAUUAGCAUUAAUGGCCUUGCCAGCUUCAAGGCCUGGCAUCUUCCUGUCUGGGGGAAAUCCUUUGUUGGGAGAUGUUAGCUGGCCCUGAUUGAUUCAUGUCUGGAAUUCCCAUUUUCUGAGUGGUAUUCUUUAUUUACUGUCCUGAUAUUAGAGGUUUUCAAAUAAUGGUAGCCAGAUUUUGUUCAUUUUCAUGGUUUUCUCAUUUCUGCUUAAACUGUAUACAUGCUUGUGGAUUUCAGUGGCUUCUCUGUGUAGUCUGACAUGGUGGUUGUUUGAGUGGUCCAACAUUUCUGUGUUCUCAAAUAAUAUGCUGUGUCCAGGUUGGUGCAUCAAGAGCUCUGCUAUGGCUGACUUCUCUGGUUGAAUUAGUCUGCAGUGCCUUUCAUAUUCGAUGAUUCAUGCUUGGGCAAUGCUGCGUUUGGGCUGUACUGUCUUGUCAUUUUAAACACAUUUAUGUUGCUCAUAAAGAAGAAAAGGCUAUUUUCUGUUAGCAGUGUUCUCAGUAUUCCCAGUAGUUGGGUUGUAUGCCACUUUUACUGUUACUUGGUUGUUCCUUCCUUGUAUAAUUUUGUUACUUUUUUUUUAAAUCUGUACUGAAGCUCAUUUUUUUGCAAGACUUGAUAGAGGCAUCUUUUGAUUUUAUACAGAGAACCAUUAUUGUACCUCUGUUGAAACUUUCUACCUACAUAAACUGAUAACUAUAACAUCUCA